This is a messenger RNA of Acanthoscelides obtectus, 1389 nucleotides long. The record is from the annotation of a GenBank genome assembly. Lineage: Eukaryota; Metazoa; Arthropoda; Insecta; Coleoptera; Chrysomelidae.
AUGAAUGAAUUACCUUUCAAGUUAGUCGGCAUGACUUAUGAUGAGUUGUUGCACGAGAUCGAAAAUUUGGACGCAGAUCCUAUACCUUCUGAUUCUGAAUCAAUUAUGGAUGUAUCUGAAGAUGAAUAUGAAAUUACAGAAAGAACCAAUGCUGAUUUGAAUAUAGCAGACACCGAUAGCGAUUCAGACGACGAACCACUUGCAGUUUUACAAGCACGGUUACGUGUACUAUCCAGUACCAGAGAUUGGUCAACCAGUACAUCACCAAAAAGCCCUGAAGAUUUUGUUGCCGAUUCUGGAAUCACAAAUAUAGUGAAGGAUUUAGAAUCACCCACACCUGGGAAAUUAUUUCAGCUGUUUUUUGACGAUGAUUUGUUAGAUUUAAUUGUGUUUGAGACAAAUUUGUAUAGUCAGCAAACAUCUAUCAAACCCAAAACCACAAACCGCACGGAAAUCAAAACUUUUCUAGGUAUCAAUUUACUAAUGGGGCUGAAGAAAUCACCCAGCUAUAGAGAUUACUGGAGUUGUUCCCCGGAAUUUCGCGACUCGUAUAUAAGCUCCUUGAUGCCUGUAAAACGAUUCAGUUUGCUUCUUUCCAAUAUCCACUUGAAUGAUAAUGCAAUAAUGCCAAAAAAGGGUGAAGCUGGUUACGAUAAGCUGUAUAAGCUAAGGCCUUUGCUAACAGCAUUGUCUCAAAAUUUUGAACGUUGCAUAAAUCCAACCAGGGAGGUAAGCAUUGACGAAUCAAUGAUUAAAUACAAGGGUAGGAGUUCUCUGAAGCAAUACCUUCCCAAAAAACCGAUCAAGAGAGGGUAUAAGGAUCCCACAGGUUUUACAGAAGUUGAGAGGAAAAACAAAAAUGGUGUCAUUGAGAAAGUCCCCUGUCCGAUUGCAUUGAUCGAUUAUAAUCAGAACAUGAACUUUGUAGACAAAUUCGAUCAAAAUCUUAAUGUUUAUAAGAUUGACCGGAAAGCAAAGAAGUGGUGGCACCGCAUUUUCUUCUAUUUCCUCGAUGCAGCACUUGUAAAUUCGUUUGUCUUAUAUAAAGAACUUAACAUGCCAAAAUUGUCAAUGAAGGACUUUAGAAGAGAGGUGAUUAAUUUCUUGGUUGCAGAAACCAUCGUGGCAAAAAAAAGACAAUCAUCUUCAUCUACUGGUGUGGCUAUAAAAAAGCAAAAACCAUAUGUGCCUGUGGAAGUGAGAAUCACUGAGAGUGCGCAUCAACCUAAAAAGGACACCAGACGCCGAUGUGCUAGGUGUAGCACCUCAAAAAAGCAGUACGAACAUGGAACAGUAAGCAGUCACAUCACCUGCAACAGUACUUUUUAUAGAAAAGCCUUAGUAUACUGUGCUAUCGGAAAUGAGCGGUUGGCUAAGAUUGUCUUAUGA